AUGCUGAUCUGCGGCGAAGAGAAUGCGCCUACGCUCAAGGAAGUAGUAUCGAAAGUCACCAGAUGUGAAUCCUGCACCGAUCAGUUGUCGCUCGACUCAGACCUCGAGAGUCUGCAUCCGCUUGUGCUCAAAGAAGGCUACUUUAGCGAAGUUGACGUCAAGACAAUCAGUAGGAAGUUGGAAAACAGUCGCAGGCCGGAGUGGGCACUCCUUCCAAGAAUCUACAUCAUUCUUUGUCGGAUAGGACGGCUUGAUCUCAUGCCAACAUUCCUCAAAGAGGACCUUACGGAUAUCCUGAUCCCCUUUGAUGUACCACUUCUCCGACAACUAGUCAAAGGCCGUGAGGAAAUCUUGGAGUUCUUGAAAGCACAGGAAAUGGUUCUGAGCCGACACUUUCUACCCGAGGAGCAUCAGUAUUUCAUUGACGGGAACGACCAUUUCCAGGAGGUCAGAAAGCUUGGCUCUGGAGGAUUUGGUUCAGUGUCGCAUUGUAUUGACCCUGUCAGUAAGAUGGCUGUUGCAAAGAAAAUCAUUCGACGUGGCCAGGUGAUCCUACGCAACCGCUCAAAGGAUUACACCAAUCUCUACCAAAGAGAGCUCGCAGUGCUGCGUCGAAUAUCCAAAAAACGGAACCGUCACCUUGUUAGCUUAAUCGGCAGCUAUACAGACGCGACACACUUCGCGAUCUUGUCAUUACCGGUGGCGGACAUGAACCUGGCAACGUAUCUAGAUACUAUGCCUGAUCUCGGCAACAUCGCUCAUUGGUUUGGUUGUCUUGCUACGACACUGCAGUUCCUUCACAACGCCAAGAUUCGACACAAAGACGUCAAACCCCAGAAUUGCCUCGUACAUGGCGAUAAUAUCAUUCUCACAGACUUUGGUCUAAGCCUUGACUGGAGCGAGAAAAGUCGCCCCACGACAUCAGGUCGGGUUGAGGCUCAGGACCGACAAUACUGCGCACCAGAAGUUGCCGAAUGGGAACAAAGAAACGAAUCUUCAGACAUAUGGGGCCUAGGAUGCGUAUAUCUGGAGAUGUACUCGGUACUCCACGGCUAUUCGCGAAAAUCCAUCAAAGAGUAUUUCAUCAACCACGGCAGCCAGUCAUCUUGGUAUCAGAGAAAUAAGGAAGCUUUGAAGUCGUGGCUCUAUUGUCUAAGCGAAAAGGCUUCAAAGGAAAAUGGACAAAGGCAGAGAACUUUGAGUGCCUCGUGGCUCCGCUAUCGUGUGGCCGAGACAUAUCCGCUCAACUUGAUCCAACGGAUGGUGUCGUUUCACAAGUACAAGCGACCUACCUCCGAGGAGCUUGUGAAAGAGAUGUUCUCUUUAAGUGGUGUGAGCAGGAAGGUCAGGAGGACAUUCUGUGGCCGGUGUUGCAUCAACGAGUACAACAAGUGCACAGAAUCACCGGAGGAGGAGUCGGACGAGUCGGACGAGGAGGAUUGGACUCUCAUCACAGAAACUGAUUUCGACUUCUAG
Molecule: messenger RNA, 1476 nt
Organism: Lasiodiplodia theobromae
Lineage: Eukaryota; Fungi; Ascomycota; Dothideomycetes; Botryosphaeriales; Botryosphaeriaceae
Product: Rho GTPase activator
Exons: 3
Coding region: 1-1476 (491 amino acids)
Biological process (GO): mitotic DNA damage checkpoint signaling; protein phosphorylation
Cellular component (GO): nucleus
Molecular function (GO): protein serine/threonine kinase activity; ATP binding
Source: RefSeq, a predicted model, not a curated record